AUAAAAAAAUGCCGUGAUUAACGUAAAAAAGGCAAAACGGUAAAGGUUUUCUCCGGGGAGAGCUAAAAUAUAAUUUCGUUUGUUCUAAAAGGCAUUAGGAAAUUUAAUUUUUAAUGCGUGAAAAAAAUUUUAAAUUUUUAACUUCGAAUACAACACUGCUUUUCGUUUCCUCUUUCCACCCUUUGACAAUUGACUGCCUGAACGAAAGAAUUGAAUGUUUAGAAAUCAGCUGUGCAAUCAGAGAGAAAAUUGGCAAAUAUUUUAGAAAAUAAAAAUUAUUAAUUAAACAUAAAAGCGUUAAACAUGAGCGAUCAUAGCUCUUAUGAUAACGUCCCCAAAAGUGAGCAACCACCGCUACUGCUACCUAUCACAUUGAAUUGCAAUCCAGCCACCAACCGCGUCAACAACAUAACUACCAACGCUCCUGUAGUGGGUGGCGAUAAAGAGCUCACGCCAGGGCGUUGCAAUUUACAAAAUUGGCUCGGUCAUACAUUCAGAGUUGUGAUAACCGAUGGACGCGUACUUGUUGGCUUCUUCAAUUGCACCGACAAAGACGCUAAUGUGGUUCUAUCCAUGUGCGCAGAAUACUUAGAAGAGGGUAAAGAUGCACGCAUACUUGGUAAUGUAAUGAUACCGGGGAAGCAUAUUGUUUCAAUUGCGGUGGAUAUGCCCAGAGCGGCAGCACUAUCAGAUAAACCAAAUGCUGCUUCAGCGCCGGAUGUGCUAUAGUGUGAUAAGUUAAAACUGGCAUACAAGAAAAACUAUGCAAUUUUUGUAAGUAGUUUAAGUCACAACUUUUAUUUAGUUUAACAUUAGCAAAAACAAUAAAAUAACAAAAUCCGACUAUGAACUAAGA
This is a messenger RNA of Rhagoletis zephyria (snowberry fruit fly), 856 nucleotides long. It is a transcript of the gene Sbat, whose product is annotated as LSMD1 domain-containing protein Sbat. NCBI's taxonomy places the organism in Eukaryota, Metazoa, Arthropoda, Insecta, Diptera, Tephritidae. The record is from RefSeq and is a predicted model, not a curated record. Gene Ontology annotation, cellular component: NatC complex. Gene Ontology annotation, molecular function: RNA binding.